This is a messenger RNA of Tetranychus urticae (two-spotted spider mite), 1477 nucleotides long. Its product is annotated as acyl-coenzyme A diphosphatase NUDT19. The record is from RefSeq and is a predicted model, not a curated record. Gene Ontology annotation, cellular component: mitochondrion. Gene Ontology annotation, molecular function: hydrolase activity, acting on acid anhydrides, in phosphorus-containing anhydrides. NCBI's taxonomy places the organism in Eukaryota, Metazoa, Arthropoda, Arachnida, Trombidiformes, Tetranychidae.
GCGAAACAAAAAAACUCUUAAUUAAAACAGUAGUUACUUCAAAGCAAAGAGCUGAGAGCUUCAACUGCAAACAAUCGCUCAUAUGUUUAUCACGUGAUUUUUAGUUUUUACACUUGUUUUUGUACUUGUUUUCAUCAGCAGUUUUAACAAUCAGAAUUUCAAAUGGCCUGGAGAGAAGCUGCAACGCUGAUAGUAGCUGCUAGAUCGGCUAAUACAUCCCUUAAGUCUUCGAUUGGACCUGUGUUAAAGAAUACGUCUUCAGCAGUUGAUAAAAAAACCUAUGGUGAUGACCGUUCAACCAAGAUUCAUGCUGAUUAUGGCGUUCUCAUGGCAAAAAGAAGUAACCGAUCAUCAUUUAUGGCUUCAACCUAUGUGUUUCCAGGAGGUGUAGUUGAUCCUUCGGAUUACUCUUCUAAAUGGUGGUCAUUGUUUGAUAAAUUAGGAUACCAAAAGGAUAACCUAAUCAAGACCAUGAGUUCAAGAGUAUGUGCACCACGUCCGCCGAUGAUUACCCAUCCUAUUUCUAGUAAUCAUAAUGAUGGACUUAUUCCAGAUAUUGCGUUAAGAAUCACUGCUAUCAGAGAAGCUUUCGAAGAAACUGGUUUACUUAUCCUGGUUGACCCUCAAUCCAAACCUGAAGAGAGUCCCAAAAAAUUACUUGAUGAUAAUUUUAAUGAGGAAUUGCUGGACUGGAGGUCCAGAAUAAGGCAGAAUGGUGAAGCGUUCAUUGAAAUGUGUCACCGUUUUAAAAAGAUACCCAACAUUUGGUCUCUUUACGAGUGGUGGAACUGGGCAACUCCUAAACUAGAAGGUCCGAAACGAUUCGAUACCAUGUUUUACAUUCAUUUUGCAGAUUAUCAAUCUAAAGUUAUCCUUGAUAACACCGAGGUAACCAAUUUCAAAUGGGCUACUCCUAAAGAAAUUUUGCAAGAAUUUGCUGAGAAAAAGAUCAUUCUUGCUCCACCUCAGGUCUUCGAACUAGGUCGAAUCGCUAAUUUUGACAAUUUAACUGAUUUGCAAAAAUUUUCCGUAGAUCGUGAGAAACAAAGUGUUGAAAAGUGGCUUCCAGUCUUAAUAAAGCACCCUAAAGGUCGAGAGGUUUACUUGCCUGGUGAUAUCCUCUACCCUGAUGACCCUGAAACUGAUCUAGAAUUGAUAAAUGAUCAAAAUGAAAGUGAAUUAAUGAAUUCAGGGGUAACAAUUAAUCGCAUUAGAAGUCAUGAAAACUCUUUCACUUAUAUCUCUAAUUAUAAAACUUACGGACACUUGAAGCCGAUUUUUAUCACAUAAUAUUGUGAUAUUUGAUACAAAUUUGUUUGAUUAAUUUGGUAUACAUUGUAUAUUAACAAAAAGUUGAUGCUAGUCAACUGCAAUUAUUAAUAUAUUUUUAAUAAUGUUAAUGUAAUUUAAAAAUAUAAAAUGUAACGAAUUUUACAAUUUCCAAUUUUAUAAUACCGAUACAAUGAUUUCAUUGUUC